AUGCCAACAACAAAAUGCCUGAAGGAUUGCAAAAGAGGAGCUGUAUUUUGCAUGCUAUUUGCUUCCAUCUGCAGAGCCAUUUCCAGACAGAUUCAUUACUCCAUUCCUGAGGAAACCGAGAAAGGCUCUUUGGUGGGGAACAUUGCAAAGGAUCUGGGACUGGAUGCAAAAGACCUUUCAGACCGUGGGAUCCACCUUGUGUCCCAAGGAAGGAGUGAGUAUUUUGCUUUGAAUUAUAAGAAUGGCUAUUUGUACACCACAAAGAGAAUAGACAGGGAAGAGAUCUGUGGUUGGCAGGAGACAUGCAUCUUGAAUGCUGAGGUUAUUGUUGGGGAUUCCAUGAAAGUCUAUGGAGUUGAAGUGGAAAUCAUGGAUAUUAAUGACCAUGCCCCCACUUUCCAGUUAGAAACACUAAUUAUUAAUAUUAGUGAGAACACAGCACUGGGGUCCCGAUUUCCACUCUAUGAAGCUCAGGAUCCUGAUUUAGGAAACAAUUCUGUACAGGGUUACAAGCUUAGCAACAGUAGUCAUUUCUCACUGGUUGUAGAAACCUCAGUUAAGGGCAAACAGUAUGCAAAAUUAGUGCUGGAAAGGCCUCUGGACAGAGAAGAACUAGCCAGUCAAAAUCUUAUUCUCACAGCAUAUGAUGGAGGACAUCCUGCCAAGACUGGCACUACACAAGUUCAUGUGGUAGUUCUGGAUGCUAAUGACAAUGCACCCAUCUUUAGCCAACGUAUUUAUGAAGUUAGUUGGAGGGAGGAUAUUCCUAUUGGGACGACAGUAAUAAGACUAAAAGCAACUGACUUGGAUGAAGGAAUCAAUAAGCAAAUGAAAUUCUCAUUCCAUAAAAUUGCAGCAGAAACUUCUCACCUAUUCCAUUUAGAUUCAGACUCAGGUGAAAUAACUCUUGUUGGGAACGUGGACUUUGAGGAGACUCCAUUUCAUGAAAUGGAGGUCCAAGUCCAAGAUGGCGGAGGACUGUUGGACAGUGCAACCCUCAUGAUAAUUAUUACUGAUGUAAAUGAUAAUGCACCAGAACUAGCAAUAACUUCUGUUAUCCACUCUGUCGCUGAAGAUUCUCCAGCAGGGACAUCUGUAGCUCUUUUAAAUGUGCAAGAUAAAGACUCUGCAGAGAAUGCAGAAGUCACUUGCACUGUUCCAGACAACCUCCCCUUCCUACUGACAAAAUCUUAUGAUAGCUACUACAGUUUGGUCACAUCCAGAACUCUGGAUCGGGAACAGGUGGCAGCCUACAAUAUCACAGUGACAGCUGUGGACAGUGGGACUCCUCCACUUUCUUCAUCCACUGUUAUUGCCCUCAAGAUUUUAGACACCAACGACAAUCCUCCAUCCUUCCAGGAAACAGUUUAUACUGUUUAUAUAUUGGAAAAUAAUCCAAGAGGGGCCUCCAUAUUUUCCCUGAAGGCAGAUGAUCCAGACUGGGGGGAGAACUCCAGAAUAACAUAUUCUGUUGGUGAAGAAGACAUCAAAGUCUCCUCAGAUCUUUCCAUUAACUCAGAGACUGGGACUGUUUAUGCCCUGCGUUCCUUUGAUUAUGAAGAGUUCCGGCAAAUCAGCUUCCUGGUCAAGGCCCAAGAUGGAGGAUCCCCUUCACUCAGUUCCAGUAUUUCAGUGACUCUGUUCAUUCUGGAUCAGAAUGAUAAUACCCCAGAAAUCUUGUACCCUUCUGUCCCCAUCGAUGGCUCCACUGGAGUUGAGCUGGCCCCCCACUCUUCUGAGCCUGGAUAUCUGGUCACUAAGGUGGUGGCAGUGGAUGCAGACUCUGGCCAGAAUGCCUGGCUCUCCUAUCAACUACUCAAGGCCACAGAGCCAGGGCUCUUCUCCAUAGGACUCCACACUGGAGAGAUCAGGACAGCCCGCUUCUUUCUGGACAAGGAUGCUCUCAAGCAAAGCCUGGUGGUUUUAGUGAAGGACAAUGGGCAGCCCCCUCUGUCUGCCUCAGUCACGGUCACUGUGGUGCUGGCCGACAGCAUCCCUGAAAGCCUCUCUGAUAUUAGCAGCAUCUCAGCUCCUGCAGACCCCCAGUCGGACCUCACCUUCUACCUGGUGGUUGCUGUGGCUUUUGUCUCCUGCUUGUUUUUCACCUUCCUCCUUGUGUUGCUGGCACUCAGACUUCACAGAUGGAGGAAUUCUCAGCUAUGCGAUUCUGGUAGUGUGACUUUUACUGGAGUUCCAGUUUCACAGUUUAUGGGGAUUGAUGGAGUCCAAGCUUUUCUUCACUCCUACUGUCAUGACUUCUCUCUCACCACGGGGAAGAGCAAUUUUGGCUUUCCAAAGGGUAACUUGUCUAAUACUCUGCCCAGUCAACAGCCUUGUGAGAUGAAGGAUCCGUUUCUUCUGGCUGAAGAUAUUAACAGUAGUCAUGGGGAUUCAGCCACUACUCAGGUGAGCUGUGUCUGUCAAAUGUAA
Molecule: messenger RNA, 2430 nt
Organism: Gekko japonicus
Lineage: Eukaryota; Metazoa; Chordata; Lepidosauria; Squamata; Gekkonidae
Product: protocadherin gamma-A10-like
Exons: 1
Coding region: 1-2430 (809 amino acids)
Biological process (GO): homophilic cell-cell adhesion
Cellular component (GO): plasma membrane
Molecular function (GO): calcium ion binding
Source: RefSeq, a predicted model, not a curated record